AUGGGGAGGCUUGGAGGCUGGCAUGGGCCCUGCUUGGGUGGCUCUGUGUGUAAGAGCCAUGAGUCACAACUUUCAGGCAGCAAGCAGGAGAGAGGGCAGGUCAUGGGCACUGGAUAUGUGGGCUGUGGAAGGGGUGUGGAACCCAGGUUCACACCCCAGAUGUUCCAUCGCCUGAGAAGCCCGGUAGCUGACCUGCAUCUUCAUGAGAGUGGGGCGGACUUGUGCACGAGUGUGUGGUCUAAGUAUUUAUGUGCAGUUACACUUCGUGGCAAAUAG
Messenger RNA from Rangifer tarandus platyrhynchus (Svalbard reindeer), 276 nucleotides. The record is from the annotation of a GenBank genome assembly. NCBI's taxonomy places the organism in Eukaryota, Metazoa, Chordata, Mammalia, Artiodactyla, Cervidae.